AUGGGUUCGACGGGGCCUGAGGGAGUGGAGAUGCCGCCGCACGUAGUGUGCGUGCCGUACCCGGCGCAGGGCCACGUCACUCCGAUGCUCAAGCUCGCGAAGCUGCUCCACGCCCGGGGCUUCCAUGUCACCAUGGUCAACACCGAGUUCAACCACCGCCGCCUGCUCCAGUCGCGUGGCCCCGAAGCGCUCGACGGCAUCCCCAGGUUCCGCUACGCCGCCAUCCCCGACGGGCUCCCGCCCUCCGACGCCAACUCCACACAGGACGUCCCCGCGCUCUGCUACUCCACCAUGACCACCUGCCUCCCGCGCCUCUUGUCCCUCCUCAGGAAGCUCAACGACGACCCUGGCGUGCCACCCGUCACCUGCCUCAUCGUGGACGGCGUCAUGUCGUUCGCCUACGACGCGGCGAAAGAGCUGGGCGUGCCGUGCGCCGCGCUCUGGACCGCCAGCGCGUGCGGCCUCGCGGGGUACCGGCACUACCAGCAGCUCGUCCAGUGGGGCCUCGUCCCUUUCAGGGACGACGCGCAGCUCGCGGACGACGCGUACCUCGACACCGUGGUCCGGGGCGCGCGCGGCAUGUGCGAUGGCGUGCGCCUGCGCGACUUCCCCACCUUCAUCCGCACCACGGACCGCGGCGACAUCAUGCUCAACUUCUUCAUCCACGAGGCCGAGCGGCUGUCGCUCCCGGACGCCAUCAUGAUCAACACCUUCGACGACCUCGAGGCGCCGACGCUCGACGCCCUGCGCGCGACGCUCCCUCCGAUGUACACUGUUGGUCCGCUGCUCCUCCACGCGCGCGCGCCGUCACGGAGGGCAGCCAGCUCGAUGCCCUCGGUUCCAACCUCUGGGAGGAGCAGGGUGGCCUCCUCGAGUGGCUAG
Messenger RNA from Miscanthus lutarioriparius, 882 nucleotides. The record is from the annotation of a GenBank genome assembly. NCBI's taxonomy places the organism in Eukaryota, Viridiplantae, Streptophyta, Magnoliopsida, Poales, Poaceae.